UAAACAAACAGCUGUUUAGUGGGGGGACAACAGAAGAAAAAACAUUACAAAACAACUGGAAAAAUGUCGGCUACACGUUUCUUGCGUGGAUUUUCUACAAAUUCCAUAAAAUUGGCUAUAAACAAAAAUGCCAUUGGAGGACGUAAUUUAGUGGAAGCUGUAGCUGUAUCAACUAAUGGUAAAACAAUCGUUGCCUGGCACCCAGAGCCCGAUUUUCCUUAUGAGUGCACCAAGCCGCUACCAGUCGCAUCUGAAACACAAUCAGCAUCUCUAAUUAAGGAUGAGGCCAUCGGAAGUGCUAUGAGUGCUUUCAAGGAAAAGAGACCAGAGGUAGCUCGCGAGGAACUCAUGCGUCUUACACACACAACCAAACACAGAUGGUUUCCACGUUCCCGCGAUAAGAGAGCAAAAACUACUCCAAUGGAUAGACCGUAUUUGUAAUGUAAGAAAUUCUGUGUUGUGUUAAGUUUGAACGGAUUAAUAAAUAUUAUUUAAAGUAUCCAAAGAAAA
Lucilia cuprina (Australian sheep blowfly) is the source of this 510-nucleotide messenger RNA. It is a transcript of the gene mRpL42, whose product is annotated as 39S ribosomal protein L42, mitochondrial. Gene Ontology annotation, cellular component: mitochondrial large ribosomal subunit. NCBI's taxonomy places the organism in Eukaryota, Metazoa, Arthropoda, Insecta, Diptera, Calliphoridae. The transcript has a single exon. The coding region runs from base 64 to 441 and encodes 125 amino acids. The record is from RefSeq and is a predicted model, not a curated record.